Molecule: messenger RNA, 2455 nt
Organism: Sycon ciliatum
Lineage: Eukaryota; Metazoa; Porifera; Calcarea; Leucosolenida; Sycettidae
Exons: 4
Coding region: 188-1909 (573 amino acids)
Biological process (GO): carbohydrate metabolic process
Molecular function (GO): hydrolase activity, hydrolyzing O-glycosyl compounds
Source: RefSeq, a predicted model, not a curated record
CAUUGUUUUCCAAAGGCACAGACCUCCUCGUAUAGUAGUUGAGAGCGAGCCCUGCAAGAGGAUCCAAGGGCAAGGAGGAGUACAGUAAUAGGGCAAGAAUCUUUGGAACAGUGUCGCGAAGCCCGGCUUGGCUUCGACGCUUCGCCCUUGGCUUCGACGCUUCGUCCCUUGCCCGCUAGAAAUAAGAAUGGGCCUGACGGGCCCCCAAAUCGAUGUACGAGUCGGUAUACUAGUUCUAUCCUACGCUUUGGUCAUCUCCAUGGUCAGUGUGUCAGGAAGCGGAGCAGAACUAAAUGUUCCUAAACACGAUACGAGCGAAUGGAUUGGUGCCUCGUACACUCCUUCAUCGGCUAGCAACUCAUUGUGGUGGUGGAACUAUUCUCAUUACGAAGACGAGGUGAAGAGAGAGCUGAGUUGGGCGCGUCAGCAGUUUGGCUUCACUGCACUACGUAUGUUCCUGCACAGUAUGGUGUAUGAAGGGGAUAACGGCACAACUCUGAUCGAGGCCAUCAGCAGGUUUCUCCUGGUUGCAGAUUCGAACAACAUUGGCGUGGGUUUUGUUUUCUUUGACGACUGCUGGUCUACAUCAGGAGCAAAUCUGUCCAGCCCAUGUCAGCCGGUGAAAGGUCGUCACAACGGCUGUUGGAAGACCUCUCCGCAAGCUAAGGAUCGCACAACAGUGGAGAGAUACAAGCCGUACGUCGGCAAUGUUGCUAGCAAGUUCAAAGAUGACAAGAGAGUAUUGUGGUGGGAAAUAUACAACGAACCUCACACCACAUUUGCUCCCAAAGGCUACUCGAUUGCAUUGCGACAAGCGGCAUACACCUGGCUGAAGGAGAGCAAUGUGUCACAGCCUGUACUCAGCUGCUGGGAUGACAACAACGACACGGACAUUGUCGAUACACACCACUACUCAUCAGACUUUACCGGCUGGACCAGUGCGGUGUACUCCAAUCCCGACAAGGGUGCUGCAGUGACCGAGGCUGGUUCUCGGUGGUACCAGGGCUAUCCCAGCGACAGUGGAUCAACACUGAUGGUGGUCACGUGGCUGCAAGCACUCAGGCAGCUGCAUGCCAACUGGCUUGCGGGCAAGGAGCCGUGCUCAGUGGCCGGGCACAAUGUGACGUUUGUACCGGGAGCAAUGAUAAGCUGGGAGCUGAUGGUUGGCAACAGUAAUACACGCUGGCACUGGAACACUAAAGAUGGCAGCCCAGAGCCGGCUAUUCCGUGGGACGCUCAUCUAUUUCCCGACGGCACACCAGUGUCGCUUACCGAAGCCGCGGCCCUGCGUAACCUGACAACGGGGAAGGAUGAGUUUCUCUACUACAACACGUCGCUGCCUGUGUCUGCAAUGCUGACGCAGGACUCCUUUCUCAACAUCACCGGCAAGGACCAGUUCAUCCCGUGGAUUGCCGGCUUGAAGACGCCGAUGACCGACGCCGUGGCGGAGGCAGCUAUCUGGGUUGGAGAGCAGGCGGACACGGCCGGUAUGCUGGUUCGGCAGCAGUGGACGGUGAAGAGCUCGCAGGCAGGCUAUUAUGUAGGCGUCGAUGUUCCGAGCAGGACGCUGAGCGUGGCUCGCUGGACACCAAACAUGAGCCCAGUGCUCGGCACGUAUGACUUGUCCAAGAGAGAGAACGGGCUGAUCGUGAACGGCUGGAACUUGCUCAGGGUUGCCAUAGUGGGAAACAAAACGUCGGUGUGGUUCAACCCGGCGCAUUCGGAUGCUACAGGCGAAGACGGCACGCCUCAGCCAAUCAAACCGCUAAUCGUUGCCGUUGACGACAAUCCCGAUGACCCAGAGCAGAUUGCGUCCGGCGACCUGGCACUGGUGACGCUGGAUGAUAACAUGAAAGUCGACUACAUCAGCCUGCUGCCAAUAUCCGUCUUGCCAUCUUCAGUGCUGUAGCUUCAACGGCAAGCCACGGCUGGCACACACCUGGACUCGAAAUUCCAGCACAGCUCUAGACCAACCCACAGUACAGCUACGUUCGUAAUGAUAGGAUGAGUGGAUCCGAAUGACAGCCAUUGUUCUUGACAAACAGUUAAUAUCUGCAACUGCAUGAGAGCACAACAUAAUAAUUACUGUAAAUAUACAAAUUUUCGGCAGCUAUUUAAUUUCGGCUAUAUUCGGCACCGACCCAAAACGCCUAAAUUAAAACGCCGAUGAAAUUUUUCACAGCAUCUGUCGCACUAUACCAUGCCCUCUACCCCACGCCGAAAAUAAAUCGCCGCCGAAAUGUCAAAAAUCGUGAAGUGCCGAAAUUUUGUAUAUUUACAGUAUACAGUUUUCAAAUCUUUUUUGGAAAAGGAGAGUGCACGCCCAUGGCAAAGUAACCCAUCUAGACGUGAGCCUUGUACAUACAGCAGUGGGCACUGUACAAGUACAAAUUUCGGUCCAACCAACCAACAUGGGUCAGCAGACCAACCGGUUUAUUUUUCCAGGAUCGCAGUA